AUGAAGAGGAACAGUUUGAUGAAAGACUACACUCACAGUUGUGCUAACAAGAACCCAACAAAAGACUUCACCCAUGUUGUCAACUGCUACAACAAGCAGAACCAAAUGGCUAGAGAGUUUUGGGAGUGCAGCGGCAACUCUCACAGCAAUCCAGAUCAGGACUAUGUGAAUGGCUUCCCAUGGCCUCCAAGAUCAUACACUUGUAGCUUCUGCAGAAAGGAGUUCAAGUCUGCUCAGGCACUUGGUGGACAUAUGAAUGUUCAUAGGAGGGAUAGAGCAAGGUUGAGGCAGUCACCCCCGGCUGAAGGUCAAGGCCAUAUGUUCAACCUUAACCUCGACCCUACUACAACUAACCCUAACAACUCAUGCUCACCUCUGUCCUUGUUACCAUCAUCUUCAUCUUCAGCAACUCUCAAACCAGUCACUUGCACAUUACCCUUGUUUGUUUCUCCCACUCCUCCUUCACCUUCUUCUGAGUUGAAGAGAUGGGUAGUUAUGGAUGGCAUUCUGUUGAACCCUUUGAGCACAAAGACCCCAGAGCACUCUAAGUCAAAGAUUCCAGAAUCUUUAUCAGCUGGGGUUGGAGAAUAUGAUCAUGCUUUUGCAAGAGAAGAUGGGUGCAAAGUGUUGAAGAAAGGAGAGAUUCUGAGGAUGGACUUGGAGAUAGGUUUGCCUAGAGGUUAUGAUUUAGAUCUGGAGCUUCGUUUGGGCACUACUUACUCUUAG
Messenger RNA from Sphenostylis stenocarpa, 726 nucleotides. The record is from the annotation of a GenBank genome assembly. Lineage: Eukaryota; Viridiplantae; Streptophyta; Magnoliopsida; Fabales; Fabaceae.